AUGGGCGCUUAUUUGUGUGGUCGCAACUCGGACACCAACGGACAGCACGUCAACCUUGCUCGGUCUUGCGGACAGAAACUGGGUCACAAUGGACCCAACUCAUCUCCAUCGUGCGCCUGGAGAUCGAUCAGCCUUCUUGUGCCAUACAGCUCCCGCUUCGAACCUAUCUCGCUCCAAUCGGUUCUAGACCAGCAUAUCAUCUUCGCUAGAGACACGUCAAGCACUGGCGCGCGAUCUCUCGCCUUUGAUAUCGAUCCGGGCACUAUUCCGGAGAUACCCCGACAGCCACUACUCAACGUGAUGGAUGAGCGUCUCCGGAGCGUGACGUCCCGCAGUAUAGAGCCCCAGCUAUGGAGGGGUAACGGGACAAACCAAACGAUGGUUGCCGGCGAAGUUUUCGAUUCCGCCCCAGUCUUUUCAGACGCUUUCUGGGUUUCGUCUGUGCCGUCUGGUAGCACAACUGGAGGACUCAGGAUGCGCUCGCUGAGGCUGAACUCCUCAUCGGAAUGUGCGAGCAUCGCCGCCGAUGAGUUUCCUUCCAACUGUCCUGGCCAGUUCCCUUUCCUCACCGACUACACCGGGAAUGGCAUCUCCAUUCGAGUCUGUGUACCGGACGGCAAGGAUGGGAAGCCGUGGGGGGCUAUGCGCGACCGUCAAGAUAUUGAGGAAGAGAUGUAUCUCGACGCUAGACUUGCUUCCGAUGCAGGGGACGCGACGCUCAAUGACGAUUUUCAAAACUUCACUAUCCUAUGUGUUGGCCGCUCCACGAUGGGGUAUUUUGAGUUGGGAAAUCUCCACAAUCAGGAACAGCCAUCUGAGUUGCUGGCGCAGUGGCUAGACCCCGACGAGACGGACGACUUUGACGAUUACUUUGCAGAAUCGCCUCUUACCAGCGACAUCUUCGCCAUCCGGUCCGCUGCAAAUGGCAGCAGAAGUCUUGUUCGGUCCGCAGUCGUACCAGCACACGCUCUUUCAGCUCUUGCGCUCAACGGAGACGAGUAUUUCGGGCAGCCUGUGCAGCGCCCUCAAGCCGCCAAUGGCGGGCAUCGACUACCCUGGCGUUCAGGUGCUGCUCCUGAUUCUUCUGACUCUGUAUACGUAUACGCUGGGAAAAGGGGCCGGCAAACUGGAUGCCUCGUCAAUACUGAGGAUGGGCGCUGCCGUGGAAGGGUGAGGCGCUGCGCCUGGUCUCGAAAGGGCUCUCACGACAGACUUGAGGGGUUGCAGAAGAUUCCUGGGUCAGGAAGGUGGAUGCCUAGAUACCACAGCAGAGGUCGGCCUGUCGAGAUGCCGGCCAAGCCAUGGGGUGAAAGGGCCUCUUUUCGACGCCCUCCCGCCACGACCUCCCCACGGCCAACCCCCCUUCAAGCACCCACCAAGAGGGAUCCCCAAGGACAAGCAUCUCCAAUCCGCAAGGCCACCGAACCAUCACCCUCCGUCUCCCACCCUCCCUCCCAGACUUCAUCACAACUCCAGCCCCAGGCGCCCGCGCCCCCAACCCCGCCACCAGCAGCGCCGCCGCACCCCCCUUCCCGAUCACUACAAAGACACAACUCCCCGAGGGAAGCCCGUUCCGCCCCCCCCGGGCCGCAGCAGCUACUUUCCUCCCCAAACCGGCCCCGGGCAUCUCCGCGGGGCCCUGGGACCUCCGCGACGCCGCGCACCGCCGCGUCCUUCGCGCGCCUGCGCCUCCUCCCCGACGACCCCUCGCACGCGGACCCCGCGCGGGGGAUCACGCCCGCGCCGCCGCCGGGCUCGCUGUUUCGGCGCGGCGCGCUGGCGGGGUAUAGGCCUUGGUGGGAGGGCGGGCGGACCGGCGGGGGGGACGUCUUCUCUGGGGCUGUGACGGCGGGUGCGGAGCGGGAGGAGAGCGUGGAGGUCGAGGCUGACGAUGACGAUGGCGAGAGUGAGGCCGAGGCCGAGGACGAGGACGAGGGUCAGCGGUGGGAAACGAUAUCGGCUGGAGAGGCGGAGAAUGCGGAGGAGGAGCAUCUUCGGUGGGAGACGCUGCGGGAGCGCGAGAGGGGGUUUGUCUCGUGGAGUCGGCGCUGUCUCUAG
Messenger RNA from Verticillium dahliae VdLs.17, 2058 nucleotides. RefSeq lists its product as uncharacterized. The record is from RefSeq and is a predicted model, not a curated record. The coding region runs from base 1 to 2058 and encodes 685 amino acids. NCBI's taxonomy places the organism in Eukaryota, Fungi, Ascomycota, Sordariomycetes, Glomerellales, Plectosphaerellaceae. The transcript has 7 exons.